Molecule: messenger RNA, 3026 nt
Organism: Exaiptasia diaphana
Lineage: Eukaryota; Metazoa; Cnidaria; Anthozoa; Actiniaria; Aiptasiidae
Exons: 14
Coding region: 285-2795 (836 amino acids)
Source: RefSeq, a predicted model, not a curated record
CCUUUUGAUCUAUCAAUACACGAGAGAGCGUGUCCAGAAGUGUCAUGGCAACUUCCUUGCACAAUKUCUGGCUUUUAGACGGAAUUUGUUUCAUCACCAAUUAAUGAAAGGGUGUUGUUGCAAUAGUCAAUGAAACGUCACUGAAGUUAACAAGCCUUGUACACAGGGCUUAACUAACUCUCCUGUAUAAAGAAGGUUACCGCCCGACAUUGUGACGACCAGYAAUAUACGGCAGAAAUUAGCAGUACACAAGGGUCAUGGUUUAGCGAUAUAAGACGUGUAACAUGAGCAACAGCAGAACCUCAAUGAGUAGUGACUGGAAUUGGAGGAUAAGGUCUGGAAUGAAUAAAGUCACAUCACUAACGACUACGAACGAAGAAUCCUUCAUGGUCUUUUCAAAGACAAAACCAAACAAUCUCGUUGUUAAUCCAGCUUUUGAACGAUUGGAUGAUGAUCAUCUUGAUGCAACAUAUAAUAGCGAAAGUAGAGGACAUAAACCUGACACCAACUGCGCGUUGGUCACAUAUCCUUCACCAAAACUCUCAAUACCUCAAAACCAUAGACUUASUCAAGGAUGGUUCGCCAAAAAUUCCAAGGAUCCUUACCAAGAUAUACUGCAAUUAAAACGUCGAAUGUGUGUGAUGGUUAGUACAGUUGGACUGCUUUCUAUUGGAUCGCUUAUAGUGACUGUUUUGCUUAUUUUCGGGAAGAUUACGGGGCGCUGCUGCGACGGAACGUUACAAGGAGCCCCGAGCACCCUCAAGCARUCAUCYACAGARGACAUUGACAAAACACUACGAGAACUGACAAGAAAUAUCAGCAAACUCCAGCAAGARCGAACAGAGGAAAAUGCACGGCGCUACGAAGAGAUUAAUCGACUGAAGAAUAGACUUGAAGAAACAGAAACAAAAUAUAAAGCACUUCAAGAUGAGAUGGAUAUCCUGACUCGAAAUCAUACCACAACAUCUCAAUCCUUAGCAAAAUGCUGUAGUGACACCAAAGAAAGUUUGUCUAAACUUGAUAAAAAGUUGAAUUCAACCACGCUUGAAGCUAAACUUACAGAGAAUGCAAUAUUAAACACACUUGGAAUGGUCAAUAGGUCAUUAAUCGAGCAGAUAGUCAAUGUCAGUAAACUUCAAGGACCAAUAGGCCCAUCAGGUCAUAAUGGUUCGCAAGGCCCUAUGGGACCUCAAGGUCCUCAAGGAAUUCAAGGACCACAGGGAACUCAAGGAUUUAAUGGCAGCCAGGGAUCACAAGGGAACCAGGGAAUCCAAGGUCCUCAGGGYCUUCCUGGUCCUCCUGGAAAUAGUGCCUCUGGAGGUGGUAACUUUAGYCUUUGUCAGUACAAGCAAGUAACAAGUACACCUGUGUCUUCAAGCAGUUUGGCACAAACAGAUGCUAUUUUAAGGGAACCGGAAGAUAAAAAAUUCUUUGGUGUAACUUGUUCUACUAACGCAGCACUUGAGUACAACUUUGAAGCUCCCAUUGAUGGCAGCGGCAAGCGUCUUUAUCGAUGUGUUUGCAAAGGAAAGUCGGCACAGUUUAUCUCAACUAAUGGACAAAUGUACUGCUAUCUUCAUUACUGGGAAUGUCCUCGCACAAGACGCUCAGCACUGCUGGCUGUUUGUUCAGUGCCGAAAUCAAAAAUGUCGAAAAUUCAAGUCAAGCCAAAGGAUGGAAAAGUGAAAGAGAAGACCAGCAAAAUGGCGAAAAAACCAAACUUUCUCCAGCAAGCGUUUAUGAAAAAUGAAAAGAAACAAGACCUUGAAACAAACACUUUGAAGCUAGAGGACGUUGGAGAGGAUAACAUAGGAAUGGAAGUACCAUGUAGGAAUGUUAAGGAUAUGAAAGAUACUUUAGACAAUGACAAGAACAAACUCAAGUCAUUUGACCAAAAUGAGAAUAACUCACUCGGUAAUAAAACAGGAAACGUUGGAGUGACUCGCCGUCAUAAGAAGAUUUCAUUGCAACUUCUUGUUUUGCCAGUUUUAAUCCUUCUCACAAUAUCAUCCUUGAUUUUGAAUGUGUUAGUGGUUCGAGGAGUCGUUGGGAAGAAAACUGAUUGCACUUGCAGCGUUACCGACAUCAACAAAGCAGUUGCAGGAAAAAUGGAGAGCAGUCCCCAAAAAGUUGAAGAAAUGGAAAAGAGCAUCAAAGAGCUAAAGUCUAUUGUGACCAAACUUCAAUCGCAAAACUUSUUGACAACAGACAAAUUAGAUUCAGCACUAGACAACAUGGAAGCGAACUUAGGAGUUAAAAUAACAAACAUUGACAAAAAGUUCAACAACCAGAAAUCGGCGGUACUUGACAUACAGAAUGAGAUAUCAGUUAUAAGAAAUUUAAGUUCCCAGGCUUUAAACAAAACAGGGGUUGCCGGACCAACAGGCCCACAAGGACCUCCUGGGAUCAAUGGAACUAAUGGAGUCCCUGGCCAAAAUGGUUCCAAAGGAGACAAAGGUUCUCAAGGUGUUCCUGGUUCGCCAGGUAGUAAUGGUCUUCCUGGUCCUCCUGGGGCAAUCAACUUGACAUUAUGYAGGUUUGCUACAAAGAAAAGUACCAAAGUAACUGCAGACGAUCUAGCCAAAACCGACGUAACAUUGGAUGAACCAGUGGAUCRAAGGAUUGUGGGAGUCACGUGUUCAUCUAACAAUGCUGCAAUCAUGUUGUUCUCAUCUGGAGUGACCAAAAACAGAAGAUUUUACAAAUGCGCAUGUGGUGGUAAAAAUACCAUUUUAAAUGSAGAUGYACUUAUGUACUGUUCCAUUAACUACUGGAGUUGUCCGCUGGCCACUUAGUUCAAUUUUCCGCCUAAAGAUAUACUUUAUUGUUAUUAUUAUUUUUUGUAUUAAAUGUUGCGAAGGAAAAGAUGACAGGGAAUUAAGACUAGUUCUUACAGGAACAUCAGGAACAUCUUGUACGCUGUCAUCUUUUCGUCCUUAAUUUAGUCAUUUCCUUUGAGAAAAUCGACUUAACAUUGUCUUACAAACGUAUGAGUUUCAAUUAUGACAAUAGGUUAUAUAGUGCUA